AGAGAGUCUUCGAUCGGAGUCCGUUUGAGGCGACAACCUUGAUUGUGGCGGUGGUGGGAGCAGCGUGAAAGCCACCGACUUACGCGACGCGGAGUGGUCGGUUUUCGGUUUCCUGUUGAGAAAACCGCUACUUGCUCUGGCGGUAUUGUGCCAUUUCGCUUUUGUUGGGAUUUGUCGCCCGGUGGGUCCCUUGUUUUAAUUUCUUCGAUGGAGAUAUCGGGUAGUAAAUAUUUUGAGGGCCUGUAUCUGGACUCGUUGCUUCUAUAAAUGCCGGCGAAGGGGAGCCUCUGUGGCUCUGUUUGUGGAUCAAUUGACAUAAUCCGGAGCUGGAUGUGACUUGAAUAAUAUUCCGGAUAUAAAAUUUAAGGAUUGGGGUUUUGAGGUUCCAAUGAAGGCAGCCUUGGGUUUUUGAAACCUAUCCUUCUAGUUUCGAAUUCAAAUGAAUUGAAGCGGCUAGAAGCAAUAAGUUGUCAAUCUGUUUGCAAUGUUGAGGAUAUUGGCACCUGGGCUUUUGAUUUCAUCUCUCCUUAUAACUGGAUCUGCGGCCAAUAGUGGCUUCCCGAGAUGUAAUUGUGACGAUGAAGGGAGCCUAUGGAGCAUUGAGAGCAUUCUGGAAUGUCAAAGAGUGAGUGAUCUCUUGAUUGCUGUGGCCUACUUUUCGAUUCCUCUUGAGCUGUUGUACUUUGUGAGCUGCUCGAAUGUUCCAUUCAAGUGGGUCCUGUUUGAGUUCAUUGCCUUCAUCGUCCUCUGUGGUUUGACUCAUCUGCUAAAUGGCUGGACCUACGUCGAACACCCAUUUCGGCUCAUGCUAGCCCUCACUGUAUUCAAGAUCUUAACUGCUCUGGUAUCGUGUGCCACUGCCAUUACACUUAUUACCCUUAUUCCUUUACUUCUCAAAGUCAAGGUUAGGGAAUUCAUGUUGAAGAAAAAAGCUUGGGAUCUUGGGCGUGAGGUUGGGAUGAUAAUGAAACAGAAAGAAGCUGGUUUACAUGUUUCUAUGCUUACACAAGAGAUCCGGAAGUCCCUUGAUAGGCAUACGAUUUUGUAUACGACAUUGGUUGAGCUAUCUAAGACUUUGGGCUUGCAAAAUUGUGCUGUUUGGAUGCCUAAUGAGACCAAUUCUCAGAUGAAUUUAACUCAUGAGCUGAAUAGGAGGAAUUUCUAUAGUUGUUCUUUACCAAUUACUGAUCCGGAUGUUGAGAGGAUUACAAAUAGCGACGGAGUAAAUAUCCUUGCACCCGUGUCGGCGCUAGCUGCUGCAAGUUGUGGAGAAUCUGGUGAGCCGGGUCCAGUCGCUGCAAUUAGGGUUCCAGUGCUUCAUGGUUCCAAUUUCAAAGGGGGAACUCCAGAGUUAGUCCAGACUUGUUAUGGCAUAUUGGUUUUAGUCCUUCCAAGCCAGCAGCAAAGAUCUUGGAGCAACCAGGAAGUAGAGAUAAUUAGAGUGGUUGCUGAUCAGGUGGCUGUGGCUCUCUCUCAUGCAGCAGUUCUUGAAGAGUCCCAGCUGAUGAGGGAAAAACUGGAGGAGCAGAAUCGAGCACUGCAGCAGGAAAAGAAAAAUGCUAUGAUGGCAAGCCAAGCUAGAAACUCAUUUCAGAAGGUUAUGAGUGAUGGCAUGAGGAGGCCAAUGCACUCAAUUUUGGGUUUGCUUUCAAUGAUGCAAGAUGGGAAUUUGAGUACCAAUCAACGACUUAUUGUUGAUGCAAUGCUGAAGACAAGCGAUGUUUUAUCUGCCUUGGUAAACGAUGUGAUGGAGAUUUCAACAAAAAAUAGUGGUAGGUUUCCAUUGGAGAUGAGAUCUUUCAGCUUGCACGCCAUGAUUAGAGAAGCAGCUUGCCUUUCCAAGUGCUUGUGUGUUUAUAGGGGAUUUGGUUUCUCGACUGAGGUUGACAAGACUUUACCUGAUCAUGUCAUGGGUGAUGAAAGAAGGGUUUUUCAAGUGAUCUUGCAUAUGGUUGGGAAUCUGUUGAACAGCAACAAUGGAAGAGGGUCUGUGAUACUUCGAGUUCUAUCAGUGGGUGGAAGUCAGGAAUGGAGUGAUCAAAGACGAGCAGGCUGGAAACGGAGCUCAUCUGAUGGGGAUAUAUAUGUUAGAUUUGAAAUCGGGGUACAGAAUAGUGGUUCUCAAUCGGAGGCUUCAAGUUCAGCAAUGCAGCUUGGUAGCAAAAGGUACGCAAGCGAGGGACAUGACGAGGGCCUGAGCUUCAGUAUUUGUAAAAAAAUUGUGCAGUUGAUGCAAGGUAACAUCUGGGUUGUCCCAAACCCUCACGGGGAUGCCCAAAGCAUGGCACUUGUCCUGCGGUUUCAACUCCGACCAUCCAUUGCAAUAGGUAUCUCAGAAUCUGGAGAAUCUUUGGAGCACCCAAACUCCACCUCCGUUUUUAGAGGCUUGCAGGUCCUUUUAGCUGAUGACGAUGACAUGAAUAGAGCUGUAACACGGAGGCUGCUUGAGAAACUUGGUUGCGCUGUGUAUGCUGUUUCGUCUGGUUUUGAGUGCCUUAGUGCUGUCAGCCCAUCGACUUCGUCGUUUCAGAUCAUUCUUCUGGAUCUUCAGAUGCCUGAGUUGGACGGAUACGAAAUGGCGAUGAGAAUUAGGAAGUUUCGAAGCCGUAGCUGGCCAUUGAUUGUGGCCUUGACGGUUAGUGCUGAUGAAGACGUGAGAGAGAGAUGCUUACAGAGUGGGAUUAGCGGAGUCAUUCGAAAACCGGUCCAGUUGCAAGGAAUUGCCAAUGAGCUUCGGAGAGUCUUGAUGCUUGCAAACAAAGUUGUGUGAUAUUAAAGAAGUUGAAGCGGCCUGGAUCAUUCAAAUCCAUCCUGGGUCUUUUGAUAGAAUAAGCAUACAGUAGCACUGUUUAGCACCUGAAAUGAAAUCCCCCAUGAACUUGCAGCUUAUAGAUGUUACAUACUCAGCAUUCAGAAACAAUGGUAUACAGUUGGCUUCUUCUUCUUGUUGCUCUUUGUCUUCUCAUUACAUAGAUUUUUUUUGCACAAUUAUAUGACCAAAGGUAAUUGAAGUUUUUCGACA
Messenger RNA from Tripterygium wilfordii, 3022 nucleotides. Its product is annotated as ethylene receptor 2-like. The coding region runs from base 485 to 2770 and encodes 761 amino acids. Gene Ontology annotation, cellular component: endoplasmic reticulum membrane; endoplasmic reticulum. Gene Ontology annotation, molecular function: protein binding; ethylene receptor activity; phosphorelay sensor kinase activity. Lineage: Eukaryota; Viridiplantae; Streptophyta; Magnoliopsida; Celastrales; Celastraceae. The transcript has 3 exons. Gene Ontology annotation, biological process: phosphorelay signal transduction system; response to ethylene. The record is from RefSeq and is a predicted model, not a curated record.